AUGAUCCUCCGACCGCCAGUCCCGCGAUCAAUUGGAAUCAAGAGUGCAGAAACGGUCUGCUUGCGAUGUCUACGGAAACUCCCCCGCCCUAACGUCCCAUCGCGAAAGCUCUUCUCGUCCAACACCUCCCCGCGACAAGGUGCAAUAGCUGCAGGAAAGAGUAGGACUUCAUUCACUAAGGACUAUUUCUGGACCAAUUCCGUACUCAAGGAGACGAUCGGAGCGGGAUUCUCGCAAUCGAGAAGAACCGUACAAAGCGCGGGGACGACGGGUUCCAAUACAAGCUCUGCCGCUGCCACACCAGCGUCGACUGAAGAUGUGCUGCCUCACCGACGCCGCAAGGCUGCGAAGCAACAAGCAUUGUCGGAAGAGGAAUCUAAGUACCCAAUUGCUCUAGAUGCUUCGUCCAGACUGGCAACUGUUUCAUCGAACCUGCCACAGCGAUCCCUACGACGACUUUUCACCACUUACCUCUCCCUAUCGAAGCCUCGCCUCAGCUUCCUCGUAGUCCUCUCGGCUACUGCUGCUUACUCCUUGUAUCCUGUUCCAGGUCUUCUAGCUCCUGCAGCAACAGCAACGCCCUCUUUGUCCACCCUCACACUCUUUUUCCUUACCUCCGGUACCGCAUUAUGCUCGGCCUCCGCAAACGCCUUCAACAUGCUCAUAGAGCCCGCACAUGACGCCAAAAUGAGCCGUACUCGCAACCGGCCCCUCGUCCGCAAGCUCAUCAGCACUCGAGGCGCUAUGGUCUUCGCAGUCGCCUGCGGAAUCGUCGGAACGGGUGCUCUAUACUACGGCGUCAAUCCCACCACCGCAUUCCUUGGCGCGGCCAACAUCUUCCUAUACGCGGGCAUCUACACGCCAAUGAAACGGAUGUCGGUUUUGAACACAUGGGUUGGCGGAAUCGUGGGUGGAAUCCCUCCCCUCAUGGGCUGGACUGCAGCGGCGGGACAAUGUGCACACGAGGGAACAUGGCAGGAGCUACUAUUUGGAGAAGGGACGGCGGGAGGGUGGCUGUGUGCAGCCUUGCUCUUCGCAUGGCAGUUUCCGCACUUCAACUCCCUGAGCUGGUCCAUCCGCGACGAAUACAAGAAUGCAGGGUAUCGAAUGCUGUCGUGGGUGAACCCGGCCCGAAAUGGCCGUGUGGCCCUGCGCUAUUCGAUCCUCAUGUUUCCAAUCUGCAUCGGCCUCUCGUACUGCGGCGUGACGGACUGGAGCUACGUCGUCACGAGCAGCGCAAUCAACGGGUGGAUGACUUGGAAGGCGUGGCAUUUCUGGCGCGAGAGCGGCCACAAGGGCUCCGCCAGGGGACUGUUCUGGGCAAGUAUCUGGCAACUUCCGAUCGUCCUGGUUCUGGCCAUGGCGCAGAAGAAGGGAUUGGCGGAGCGUGUCUAUCGGAGCAUCUUUGGGUUCUCGGACGACGACGACGAUUUCUACUAUGACAUCGAGGAUCUGACCGAGGAGGAGAGGAAUGCAGUUUUGGUUGGCGAAAACAACUCUUCGAGGUAG
This is a messenger RNA of Aaosphaeria arxii CBS 175.79, 1509 nucleotides long. Its product is annotated as mitochondria protoheme IX farnesyltransferase. Gene Ontology annotation, cellular component: mitochondrion; mitochondrial membrane. Gene Ontology annotation, molecular function: protoheme IX farnesyltransferase activity. Gene Ontology annotation, biological process: heme biosynthetic process. The coding region runs from base 1 to 1509 and encodes 502 amino acids. The transcript has a single exon. NCBI's taxonomy places the organism in Eukaryota, Fungi, Ascomycota, Dothideomycetes, Pleosporales. The record is from RefSeq and is a predicted model, not a curated record.